Oikopleura dioica is the source of this 885-nucleotide messenger RNA. Lineage: Eukaryota; Metazoa; Chordata; Appendicularia; Copelata; Oikopleuridae. The record is from the annotation of a GenBank genome assembly.
AUGUUUUAUCCCUCUCACCAGAGUCUCAGACAGCAGCUAAACGAGGAACGCAAGAUUAGCAAAGUAACAGCGGAAAACUACAAAGUUAGUAGUGUUACGUAUAAAAAUGUACGAAGCGAGUUGGAGGAGAGAUUGCGAGAAAAACAAGAAUUCUGCGAUGAAGUGUCGUUGGCACUGGAUGUAAAAGAAAAGGAAAUCGAACAACUUCAGAAAAAAAUCAAAGCUAAGGACGGGAAGAUCUCCACAUUGCAGAGCCAGACAAGGAUCGCUGAUAGUCAGCGAAAUGCUGCCCAGCAGUUCGGAAAGAACAUUGGAAAAAGACAGGUGCUCCUUGCUCGAGAGAUGACUCGAAUGGUUCAGCGCACACUCGUCAUCUGCUACUACCAAAACAACAGCACCACGACGAGACUCGUGAAUACAAUCCUCCGAUACUUAAAAAUGAAGUCAACAGAGAUUCCUCAGGACGAGCUGCCCGACCAGAAAAAAUUGUUCUUAGAUAUCCUCAAUUGCUUCAACAUUGUGGUGACAACAUCAGACCUUCGAAAUCACGUCGCCCGUAAUUGCAAAUACGUUGAUUUACUGAGAGAGCUAAUGGAUUUCAUCUUCAACAAGGAAGAUAAGGAGGAAAAACUAUUCUACACAGACAAAGACGUGCGCGACGUUUGCUGCGAGAUUCUUGAGCAACUCUGUAAAUGUGAUCGCGGCGUAGAGAUCUUGAAUCAGUUCAAUGACGGAUUCCUGCAGCAUGACAUCGUUGUAUACUCAGCGACGGAACAGUGCACUGAUAAACAAAUCGCCUCGCUCCUAAAAGUUUAUCUCACAAUGUCUACAAACGAAGAGUUUGCCGAAAACCUUGCCAAAUCGUUUCAGGGACACGGGCUCUGA